Messenger RNA from Microcebus murinus (gray mouse lemur), 2950 nucleotides. It is a transcript of the gene LIPG, whose product is annotated as lipase G, endothelial type. Gene Ontology annotation, molecular function: protein binding; lipoprotein lipase activity. Gene Ontology annotation, biological process: lipid catabolic process. The record is from RefSeq and is a predicted model, not a curated record. Lineage: Eukaryota; Metazoa; Chordata; Mammalia; Primates; Cheirogaleidae.
AAAAACUACUUCGCCGGGAGCUCGCGGUGUGACAGCGGCGAGCGCUGGCUUCCCGGAGGCGCGCGGCGAGGGCAGACCUGGUUCCGGCCCAAGCCCGGUCCCACUCGCCCCCUCCCACCGCCCGCGGCUCGGCGCAGCCGGGUUCUCAGCUUCCACCUUCUCCUCCUCAUCUGUCCAGCCCAGCACGCUCCGGCCCAGCGAGGGCUGCCCACUGCUGGUCCUACCGGCUCGGAUUGCUGGAAACACCAAGAGGGUUUAUUUUUUGUUUUUUUAAAAUUCCUGUUCCAGGGGAGGGGGUGUGGCUGGGAAGGAUGAGAAACUGUGUUCCUCUGCUCUGUUUCUGGAGCGCCUAUUGUUGCUUUGCCGCGGGAAGCCCCGCACCCCUUGGUCCAGAGGGACAGCUGGAAGAUGAGCCCAGCAAAUCCAGGGUCGUCCAGCCUUCAGCCAAAUCCUCUGAGGUGAGGUUUAGCCUCCGCACCGCUAAGGAUCCAGAGCACGAAGGAUGCUACCUCACCCUUGGCCACAGCCAGCCCUUGGAAGACUGCGGCUUCAACAUGACAGCCAAAACCUUUUUCAUCAUUCACGGAUGGACGAUGAGUGGCAUGCUUGAGAAUUGGCUGUACAAACUGGUGUCAGCCCUGCAGACAAGAGAGAGGGACGCCAACGUGGUGGUGGUUGACUGGCUCCCGCUGGCCCACCAGCUUUACACGGACGCGGUCAAUAACACCAGGGUGGUGGGACACAGCAUCGCACGCAUGCUCGACUGGCUGCAGGAGAAGGAUGAUUUUUCUCUCGGAAACGUCCAUUUGAUCGGCUAUAGCCUGGGAGCGCACGUGGCUGGGUAUGCUGGCAACUUCGUGAAAGGAACAGUGGGCAGAAUCACAGGUUUGGAUCCUGCUGGGCCCAUGUUUGAAGGGGUGGACAUCCACAAGAGGCUGUCCCCCGACGAUGCAGACUUUGUGGACGUCCUCCACACCUACACGCGUUCCUUUGGCCUGAGCAUUGGGAUUCAGAGGCCUGUGGGCCACAUCGACAUCUACCCCAAUGGGGGUGACUUCCAGCCAGGCUGUGGAUUCAAUGAUGUCUUGGGAUCGAUUGCAUAUGGAACGAUCACAGAGGUGGUGAAAUGUGAGCACGAGAGGGCUGUCCACCUCUUCGUGGACUCCCUGGUCAAUCAGGACAAGCCGAGCUUUGCCUUCCAGUGCACCGACUCCAACCGCUUCAAAAAGGGGAUCUGUCUCAGCUGCCGGAAGAACCGCUGCAAUAGCAUCGGCUACAAUGCCAAGAAAAUGCUGAAGAAGAGGAACAGUAAGAUGUACCUCAAAACUCGGGCAGGCAUGCCUUUCAAAGUGUACCAUUAUCAGAUGAAAAUCCAUGUCUUCAGUUACAAGAACAUGGGAGAAAUCGAGCCCACCUUUUAUGUCACCCUUUAUGGCACUGAUGCAGAUUCCCAGAUUCUGCCUUUGGAAAUAGUGGAGCAGAUCGGGCUGAACGCCACCAACACCUUCCUGGUCUACACCGAGGAGGACUUGGGGGACCUCUUGAAGAUCAAACUCACCUGGGAGGGCACAUCUCAGUCUUGGUACAACCUGUGGAAGGAGCUGCGCAGCUACCUGUCCCAGCCUGGCAACCCAGCGCGGGAGCUCAACAUCAGGCGCAUCCGGGUCAAGUCUGGGGAAACCCAGCGCAAACUGACAUUUUGUGCAGAGGACCCUGAGAACACCAGCAUAUCCCCUGGCCGAGAGCUCUGGUUUCACAAGUGUCGGGAUGGCUGGAGAAUGAAAAAUGAAACCAGUCCCACCGUGGAGCUUCCCUGAGGGCACCCGGGGACAUCUUGCCAGCAAGGACCCCUGCCGCCCAAGCACAUGGAGGAAAGUUACCGCCGAGGACCCACCGAUGGAAGGGCCCCUCUCGGCCUGGACCCUGAGCAUCAGGAACAACUCGUCUCCUGUGACGGCUGGGACUUCUGGCUGGAGGGGACUGCACUGCCGAAGCUCCUGUUGUUGCUAGGCUAGCUCUAACUCCACACCUGGGGCGACACCUCUAGGCACCGAGCCCAGAUGUGCGUGUGAGUGGCGGAGCCCGGGGUCAGGUUCUCAGCAGCUGCACCAGCCCAUGCUUUGCCUGCCAGGGACCACGGGCUCUGCAGUGGCUCUGCGGGGAAGGCUGGCAGCUGCUUGGCCCGACUUGAGCCUUCGUGGGAGGUCUUUCCACUGGGAGCUGACUCAGGUCAGAUGGCAGGCCUGUUGCCUUGUCCACCCCGAGAGAGGACAGCACACCUGGGCUGGUGCCGACUCUGUGGAGGUUGCUGUGGGGGUUCUCGUGGCUGUACUGACAUUCCGUCUUGUUCCUCAAAUUACCCUCUGAAGCACACAUCACUGGCUUUCUUAUUUUUCCCUUGUUCAUUAUUUGGUUGAACAAGCAUUUAUUGGGCACUUAAGAUUCAUUAGCACGUGGCAGUAGACGCAUUGCUAAGAUGCAUUACUAACCCCAGUGGGGCUGGGAUUUCUAGAACCCCUUCCCGUUGGGGUAUAAAUGUGGUGGAAGGCAUGAGGGGCAUUGGUAGGGGCUACGGGAUGUAAGAGUUAGGGAUCCCAAGGCCUUCGGUGGUUUCUACCUAUUUCUUGGUAGUUAACAUGUGUCGUGUCCCCCAAGAGUGACGCGUUUGGUCACUAGCAGAAUAGCAAGCAGAGUAUCUUACCUGCUGGGGCCAGAAUGGCCGGCGGUUGCUGGAUAUGACUGCUUAGGAGCAAAACCUCUUCUGCUCAGGGAGAUAGAAGGUAUUCCAUUUGUAAUACAAGUCUGUUUAUCCAGAACCAGCAUGCGCCAGGGAGAGCUGGCUCUAACAUUUAAUACAGUGCUUUUUCCUUUUUGAAAUAUCUUGCUUUAAUACCAGUGCCUUUUCUGUCUUGGAAAAGCCUCCAAUUCUAGAUCUUUUUUGUUUGUUUGU